Molecule: messenger RNA, 852 nt
Organism: Cryptosporidium muris RN66
Lineage: Eukaryota; Apicomplexa; Conoidasida; Eucoccidiorida; Cryptosporidiidae
Product: myb-like DNA-binding domain-containing protein
Exons: 1
Coding region: 1-852 (283 amino acids)
Biological process (GO): negative regulation of transcription by RNA polymerase II
Cellular component (GO): nucleoplasm
Molecular function (GO): histone deacetylase binding; transcription corepressor activity
Source: RefSeq, a predicted model, not a curated record
AUGCGUCGUAGUGGUGGAAAAAGAGGUCCAUCAAAUUCUGGAGCAUCUUGCCGUAAUAAAAGUGGAAUAGCACGUGGGAAUACACAACAGAGUACACCAAGUUCCAAUGAAUCAGACAAUAACCCGUCUCAAUCACCAAGGGUACAAACACUUCAAACUUCAAAGAUAAAUGAUUUAAACCAAAAAAUUAUAAGCGAAAAAGGUACAGAUUUAAAUAUUGACCCCACUAUUAAAUCAGAAAUUGAAGACCCUUCUUUGUACAUUGGAUCCUUCCAGGGGCCUUCAUAUUGCCAUUUACCAAUCCCAAAUACUCACAAUCGCAAGUCUAUAGCUCAACGUAAAAUUUCCAAACUAGAAUCAUAUCUUAACCUCUGUGAAAUGUUUUAUUUUGGUAAUAUCAGCGAUAAAUCACCUUCAGAUCUCGUUCAAUCACUACUUAUUGCUCACAAUAUGGAUAGUAGUACUCCCCCAAAUUAUUCCUCCGAAGAUUUUCCUAUUGCAAAUAGCUCAUCUAAAGGACAUGGAAAACAAUUAUGUAAAAAUCCUAGCUCUAAUAAUAGCAAUUUGAGUAAUAUUAAUCAAACUAAUGCAGAGAAUAUUAUAACACCUAUGGAUCUACUGACUCAUCCUUUACGUGCUAAAUGUACUAUUGACUUAUGGGGUCCAAAAGAGGUGGCCCUUUUUGAAUGUGGAGUAUGUAAAUAUGGUAAAGAAUUUGACAAAAUUCAGAGAAUUAUAAAAACUAAGACUACUAAAGAAAUUGUUGAUUUCUAUUACCAAGUAUGGAAAAGGACUUCUCGUUAUAAAGCAUGGAAAGAGAAUAGGCAGCUAUCUAAUUAUAUUAUGUCAUAA